AUGCUAACAGGCUGGUUUGGCUCAACUGAAGCGGGCAGCCGAGCUUCCGGAUCAGACAGCGGCAGCAGAUCCGACCCCGACGAUGACACCCAAAUCAUGGAGCCCGAUCAGGGAAACGUCCUGUCGCACAUCAUAUCCCAGCUACGUCCGGGUGCCGACUUGAGCCGCGUCGUCCUUCCCACCUUCAUCCUCGAGCCGCGCAGUAUGCUCGAGAGAAUAACAAACUUCAUGUGCCACCCGGAAAUGCUCCUCCACAUCCCCACCAUAGACGAUGACGUCGAGCGCUUCGUUUCCGUUGUCAAGUUUUACCUCAGUGGCUGGCACAUUCGACCUCCAGGUGUCAAGAAGCCCCUCAACCCUAUUCUCGGCGAAGUCUUCUCAUGCUACUGGGACCUUCCGGACAACAAGAAAGCAUACUACAUUUCUGAGCAGACGUCGCACCACCCACCCAAGUCGAGCUACUUUUACAUGGCACCCGACCACCACAUUCGCAUUGACGGCACCCUCAAGCCUCGCAGCAAGUUUCUCGGCAACUCCGCCGCCAGUAUGAUGGAGGGUAUUGCCUUUUUGAGCCUUCUCAACAGAGGCAAGGACAAGACCAAGGGCGAGAGAUACAUCGUUACUCAGCCCAACAUGUAUGCCCGUGGCAUUCUAUUUGGCAAGAUGAAGUACGAGCUCGGAGACCACAGUUUUGUUCGCUGCCCCGAACUCGACCUCACCGCCGACCUCGACUUCAAGACCAAAGGCUGGGUCAGCGGCACUUACAACGCCGUCGGCGGCGUCAUCAAGCGCGAGAGCACCGGCGAAGUGCUUUACGAGAUCUCCGGCAUGUGGCACGAGAAAAUGUCCAUCAAGAAUCUUGCCACUGGACAGAGCGAAAUGUUUUUUGAUGCCACGCAUGCCAAGCCCAGCAACCCCCAGACCCGGCCCAUUCCCGAGCAAGAGGAGCGUGAAUCCCAAAGACUAUGGGAGUUGACGGCCAAGGCUGUCAAGGAGCGCAACCACGAAGUAGCCACGGACGAAAAGACCAAGAUCGAAGACCGCCAGCGUGCGGAGGCCGCUGCUCGCGCCCAAGAAAACAAGGAAUGGCAGCCCCGACUAUUCCGCGCCGUCAAGCCCUCUGCCGAAGAGUCUGAACAGGGCGAGGAGAGCCUAGAAUGGAUCAUUGACGCCCACAUUGACAGCUCGGCUUCUCCCGAUGAACAAACGAAGCAGGUUCUGUCUAUAUUCCCUGUCCUGCCUGGGCAAAACGCUGGGAAAGUACCGGCCGCUCCCUCAAACGACGCAGCGCAUGCAGCGCCAUCGCCUACCGCCGCUAAACCUGCCGCCUCCGGGAACGACCUCAUUGAUAUUGGCAACGAUGCGUCCGCGGCACCACCCGUCAAGCCAGCCGACGACGUUGGAGCCAUGCUCAAGGAGACGGGCAAGCCUGGCGAGGGGUCGCUGAUUGAUCUGUAA
Messenger RNA from Cordyceps fumosorosea ARSEF 2679, 1458 nucleotides. RefSeq names its product Oxysterol-binding protein. NCBI's taxonomy places the organism in Eukaryota, Fungi, Ascomycota, Sordariomycetes, Hypocreales, Cordycipitaceae. Gene Ontology annotation, cellular component: membrane; cortical endoplasmic reticulum; intracellular membrane-bounded organelle. The transcript is spliced from 7 exons. Gene Ontology annotation, molecular function: sterol binding. Bases 1 to 1458 code for a protein of 485 amino acids. The record is from RefSeq and is a predicted model, not a curated record.